UGAAUGCACGGAUGGAUGCACAGAUGGAUGGAUGGUCCUCAGAUUAAUGGCAUUUGGAUGGAUGGAGAGUUGAUGGUCUAUGGAUGGAUGGUCCUCAGAUAAAUGGCCUUUGGAUGGAUGAUGAGUAGAUGGUCUAUGGAUGGAUGAAUAUACCUUUCGUAUAAACGAAUGUAUAGUGAAUGAAUGGAUGAUGGUCUGAUGGAUGUGUAGAUUCAUAGUUGAUGGAUAGAUGACGGAUGAAGGAUGGAUGGUUUUAUUGAUGGAUGAUGGAUACAUAGAUGGAUGUUUGUUAAAUGCACGAUGGGUGAUAGAUGGAGGGAUGAUGGAUGGGUUUUUGAUGGAUGGAUGUGUGGCUGGUGGAUGGAGGAACGAACAAUGGACGGAUGCUGACCUUUGACUUUGGCUGUGUGGGUGUAAAUGAAUCUCUGGCCUUUGGGGAUGCUGAUGUCCGGGGCCCCGUCGCUAUGGAAACCCACAGCAACAGCCGGUGAUGAAUUGACGGUCGGGCCGCAGCGUUAGAAAUGAUGCUGAGCGUUGAGGUGGAUCCUAGUGGCUGAAUGUGCGUUUGGUGCCACGUCGUCCUGUGCAAGUGGCUUUCUUGGACUCCAGACUGCUUCAGGCUGUGAGGAGCCGGAGAGGUGAGGAGGAGGAGCAGGUACCAGUAGAGGUUGAAUCUGGUGCCGCUGUACACGCGUUCUCCAAUAAAACAAUAACUAUACAGAUGACAAUAACAGAGUAACAGGAUCAGAUCUGAAAGGUUUAAAGUAAACACACAAGUCAGAAGAAUCUUUACCUUUGUACAGAUGUUGUGUUUCACUUUUGCUGCCUUCAGUUCCCAUGAGGUGCAGGGAGAGAGGGACGAUGAGGGGGUCGGAGGUCACGGAGGGCUUCGGUGUCUCUCUGUAGUUUAGUCUCAUCACACAACAAGAGACGCCUUCAUCUCCUCAUCAAACUCUGCCAGAAACAAAAAGAAGGGAUUUUCUGCAGGUUUAGUUGAGAUUCUUUUAUUCUGCAACGUGUGUUUCGUGCCGCUGACAUGUGGUCACCACUGAGACGCUCACAUUCUCCACCACAGCAGACCGGCUGGUCCAUCCAUCACGCUGACACGGAGCUGAAAUGUUACUUCAGUAUCUCUGCUCACUUUUCCUCCACCUCCUCCACCUUACUUAUUGCUCUUUCUCCUUGUUUCUCAUGACCUCCUCACGACCUUUCCUGUCUCAUUUUCCUUCCCCUUCCUCAUCUCCUCAUCUCCUCUCCUCCUCGCUCUUCUUUUCUUCCUCUCUGUGGUCGGUUUCCUCUCUUUGCCUCACUGCCUCCUCCACUCCUCCUUUACUCUCCUUUACAUCGUCCCCUUGACUCCUUCCUUUCUCCACCUCACCUCUAACCGUCCCCAUUGUUUUCUCAAUCCACCUUCCUCCUUGUUUCUUAUUCCCCCCUGCAGGCUGUUGAUGGAGAGGAUUUCGAAUGUCAGCCGGGACCGUGGUCAUCGCGGGAGGCGUUCUGGCUACAGUCAUCUUACUGACCAUCGUCGCUGUGCUGUGUUUAUGUAGGCUGCAGUACUACUGCUGUAAGAGGGGCGAGUCUGAGAAGGGGGAGGACGGGGAACCAGAGCUGGACACCAUGUCCCCGUCCCGGCCCCUGGCUCUGUCCGCUCCCCCUACGCCUCCCACGCCGCUGCGCUACUUCGAGGAGCCGGACAACUACCCGCCCACCUUCCUCACCGAGGCCAACGGGCCCGCCAGCUGCUACUCCUCCACGCCGCCGCUGCCGCCCCGCAGGUGCCAGCGCUCGCACGCCUUCUGCCCGUCCUGCGCCCGCUGCUCGCUGCCCUUCUACCUGCAGCACCCGGAGCGGCUGUGCAACGGCGGGCGGCGCAUCAGCUACAGGACUGUGCAGCAGCAGGACCUGGAGCUGCCCAUGGACCUGGAGAGCCUCUACCAGAAGCUCAACCUCAUCCGCUCCGUCACCAUGAAGGAGGUGGUCAGCCAGAGCGUCAGCACCGACGUCUGAACACACGGACGCGCUCGUGUACUGCAACCCCCGAGGGCUUCUGGGUAAUGGCGGCCACAUUGGAGGUCUGCAGCGCUGGAGCGACCGCAAACGGCUGAAUGCAUCAGUCGGAUCGUUUUGUGACCAAUGUGUUUAGAAAAGAAGCCUCGGUCAGUAUGUGUGUGUAUCAAAGUAUAAAGGAGAACAUUUACAAUUGUGGACUUUGUCGGUGGAUCAAACACACUUUUUGCUCGACUGCAACACACAAGAAGACAGAAGUGGAGGUGAAACUCUCAAACAGACUAAAUGCGUUUUCUUAUACGAGGCUGAUAGACAACUUUACUCUGGAAUCUCUUUUAAAGGACGAGUCUGGUUUUGUUGUCAAUUAAUCCCACGUGUCGACCAAAAACCACACUGAAUGUUUGUGUGUUUGUAUCAGAGUCACACUGAAUGUGAUUCCGUACGACAUGAAAUGCUCUAAAAGUCUCUCUUUUACUGUUUGUAAUCCAACCUCAUUGUUAAACUAUCGCACCUUAAAAUGAGUGAAAUCCACCUAAAUAAGGUUUUCUCUUUGAAUCAAACUGACCAUUGAUAGAAAUGGGGAUUGUGUCCAAUAGUCUGACUAUCUUUGUAAUAGUCAAUUAUUAAAAGACGUGAUUAUAAACUGCACUAUUUUAGGCCUGUUGAUGUUACGCAUUAAAUGGACGUUAUUAUGAACUUAUAUUUUAGGUUUAGGUUAAAGAUCUUAAAUCAUUACAACAUGUUUUUGAAUGAGACUUUUUAGGAAAUGACUGAAACUUUUACGUCGGUGGGAACCAAUGCGCCUCGUAGCUGAGAGACACGUGUUGCUUUUGGUCUUUUUGUGGGAUUAAUUAGUAAGAAAGUGUAGAUUUACUCCUUUAGAAGAGAAAUAAAGCCCAGGACACGUCUGUCUCCGGGGGACAGGAGCUUCAGCGCGGAGACGUUCACAUUGACGUAGUUAUUUGUGCACAACAGGUGGUCUGCGCUCCGUCACUGAACAUACGUGUACGUGAUGCACGGAGGGUCUGUGUGUGUGUGUGUGUGUGUGUGUGUGUGUUUGGUGUCCUGCUCCCUGAGCUGAAGCUUCUCAGGUGUUUCCAGGUUCCACGUGUGACGGCCGAGGGGCUUUUUAGGACAAGGGCCGACGCCCAGAUGGAAGAAAGCAACUUCCUGUCUGUGUUAUCAGCAAUUCUCUGGGCAGGUUUGGUGGAUUACAACAAUUGUACAGCAUUUGUGCACAUUAGAUAUUGAUUUGACAGCAUUAGUUAUAUAUUUACACACAUCAGUAAGAUCUUAAAGACUAAAGGCACAUUAUUGUAAUAUUCUCCACUUGAAUCUCCUGCCGAGCUCUCUGCUAUACGCUGAGUUCUGCAAUAUCUUAAAUUAUAUAUGAACAAUAUCCAGAACUAAGUCUAAAUGUGAAAAAUAAGUAUGAGUUUGAUUAGUAAACAGACAACAUUUUGCUGUUAUGAAUUAUAUUUGUGACAUUAAAAAAAAACACAUUCUUGAUGUGAAAAUCACUUUAAAUCACCUUCAUUCUUUGAAUUAACUGCUUGACCAGUUGAAAGUAAAACAUAAUUAAGUAAUUCUAUAUGUAGUAUUCAUGUAAAUAUUUACAAAUUGAAAUCUUGCCCACUGAAGGCACUAAUGUAAAACAAUUUUAUAUGAAGAAUUGAAUCGAUUUGAAUUAAGAUUUGAAUUAGAUUGACUUUGUUUUUCGGUCAAAAUAAAAGAAGAAUCUAAAGUUUCGAUGUGACAUGUAGCUUGUGUUUGUGUUGAUGUGUGUAGCUUUUUCUCAGCCGCUCGUACUGUCGUGUGUUUCCGCGUGUGUCACUUCCUGUUUGCCUGCCGAGCGCCGCGGGGAAACGAAUCUAAAUCCAAAAGGGCUUCAACCACCUGCGACUGUGACGCGUGACGGACGCUCACUUCCUGUCACACGCUGCAGAUAGACGAGUGGACGUCAUCCUGUCCGUCUUCUCAAACGGGACAUUCAGGUGGAACAAAACAAAGCCAACCAGCGGGAAACACGUGUGAUGAAGUCGUGUGCUGCUGUUGAAAUAAAGGCUGUUUACUCUGGUCGGCUUCCCUCAGAA
Gasterosteus aculeatus aculeatus (three-spined stickleback) is the source of this 4103-nucleotide messenger RNA. The record is from RefSeq and is a predicted model, not a curated record. Lineage: Eukaryota; Metazoa; Chordata; Actinopteri; Perciformes; Gasterosteidae.